Messenger RNA from Brassica napus (rape), 2431 nucleotides. RefSeq names its product pentatricopeptide repeat-containing protein At1g64580. Lineage: Eukaryota; Viridiplantae; Streptophyta; Magnoliopsida; Brassicales; Brassicaceae. Gene Ontology annotation, molecular function: protein binding. The coding region runs from base 121 to 1596 and encodes 491 amino acids. The record is from RefSeq and is a predicted model, not a curated record. The transcript has 5 exons.
AAUAUGGUUCUUAACCGGAUCCACGCCGGUUUCCAUAACUCAAUCUUCGUCUAGGGUUUAGCAAUCUGAAGAGAGUCAAAAGCUCCUGAGAUUAGAAACCAAGUACGAACUCGAAUCCAGAUGAUGAUCAGAUCUCUUUCCACCGCCAUUGUAUCGACGGCCAAGAGAUUUGUUCAUCAGAGCGGCUCCUGUUGCUGGGGACGACGAGCUCUCUCUUGUGCCACCGCUGAUUACAGAGAUACACUGAGAAACGAGCUACAUCAUCUAAAGCUAGAUGACGCGAUUGGUUUGUUCAACGUCAUGGCUCGAUCUCGUCCCCUCCCUUCGACUAUCGAUUUCAGCAGAGUGUUGACUGCGAUCGCGAGGAUGAAGAAGUUCGACGUCGUCAUCUCUCUCUGCCAAGAGAUGGAGCGUUUAGGGAUCCCGCAUAACAUCUACACUUGCAACAUUCUAAUCAACUCUUUCACCCGGUGCUCUCAGUCUCACCUCUCUCUUGCUUUAUCCUUUCUUGCGAAGAUGGUGAAGCUUGGGUACGCGCCUGAUAUAGUCACGCUCAGCUCCUUGCUCAACGGGUUCAAGGGGGUCUCGGGUGCAAUGUCGUUCGUGAAUCGAAUAGAGGGGAUGGGGUACAAACCGAAUGUUGUCGUCUACAACACUCUCAUCGAUGCUUAUUGUAAAGGCGGACGUGUGAGUGAUGCACUCCAGGUGUUCGACGUAAUGAAGAGGAAAGGGGUUGCGCCGAGUGUUGUUACGUAUAAUGCUGUGAUAAGGGGUCUUUGUAAGUCGGGGAGGUGGAAGGAAGCUGAUGGGUUGCUUAGCGAUAUGGUGGAGAAGAGAAUUGAUCCCAAUGUGGUUACUUUCAGUGUGUUGAUCGAUGCGUGUGUGAAGGAAGGGAAUGUCUUGGAGGCUAAAGAGUUGUACAAGGAGAUGAUCAGUAGGUCUGUGGAUCCUGAUAUUCGCGUUUACAACUCGCUCAUCAAUGGUCUUUGCAUCCACGGUCGGUUAGACGAGGCGAGGAAGAUGCUUGACUUCAUGGUAAGCAAGGGCUGCGUCCCGAACGUGGUGACGUAUAACACUCUCAUUAAAGGGUUCUGCAAGUCCAAGAGAGCGCAUGACGGGAUGAAACUCUUCUGCGAGAUGAAUCACAAAGGAGUGCGCGGCGACGCGUUCACUUACAACACUCUCAUCCAUGGUUACUGUCGUGUGGGGAAGUUUAGUGUCGCCCAAAAGGUUAUGAAGCGGAUGUCCGAGUCUUGCGUGCCUCGCGACGUCGUUACCUUCAACAUUUUGUUAGAUUGUUUAUGUGGUAUUGGGAAGAUAGAGAAAGCCUUGACGAUAUUUAGGGAUAUGGAGAAGAAUGAGAUGGAAUUUGAUAUAUUUACUUAUAAUAUCAUCAUUCAUGGGAUGUACAAGGCUGGUAAGGUGGAAGAUGCCAUGGAGUUGUUUUGUAGUCUCAACGAUAAAGGAUUGAAGCCAGAUGUUGUAACGUACCGGACAAUGAUCUCGGGGUUGUGUAGGAAAGGCCUGCGACACGAAGCCGAUGUGCUGUUUAGACAAAUGACAGAAGAUGAGUUUCUGCUAUUGUACAAUUUGUAGGAAUCCUUGUAUUCAUUUGUGUAACCACUUUGAAUAUAGGACGAUGCAGAGAUACAGAGAGUAAUAUAGAAACAUACUUCUAAUUGUUUCAGGCUUGGUCUAAAUUUGUCUUAGAGGUUACUCCGAGUGGCUGGAUCAAAGAGUCAACAUUGCAUUGUGUAAGGUGGCGAAAACUGAAAAAAAACUGCUCUUGUUGAUCAACGUGUAGAUGGGUAACUGAGAUGCCCAACACUAAGAAAUGGGUAGUAAGUGAAAGACAAUUGUGGCUGAGCGGUGAAGAAUAAGCUUCAGUACCGCAUGUGAAAAUCCAAAGUGCUUUGAGAUUAAUAUGAUUGCUGCAAGCAUUUGAAACUCCACUGUGCUGUCCUUCAUUUCUCAUAACUAGAAUCAGUUGAUCCAUGUGAUUUCGUGGUAGCAGGGAGAGUUAAGAGUGAAGUUGCAAAAAGAAGAUAAUCCAGCCAUUAUUUGAGUUGUGACAAGGAAUCGGAUCAGUAGCAUUGAGCAACGUUCCAAACGUGAUCUGAUCUGCGAUUAUUGUUGAGGCACUUAAGAAGCGUGUUUCUUGAGAAAGGACUUAACUUCAAGACUUCAAGUUCAUCUGAGACAUAUUUAUGGAACCAAAAGUGUAGGAAAAGCUUCAGAAUUGUCAAUAGCCAUCAUCAAAAGUUUCUGAUUGGUCUCACAACGCUUUGAUUCUUGUUCUUGCCAAAGAAACGAACUAAAAGCUUAUUCUUAUUUGGUUGCUCUUGAGAAAGGACUUAAUUAUCCAUUUUUAUCUUAUGUAAUUCCCUGAUGAAUAAUUACGUAUUUAUCCGUUUUAUUUUGAUUCUGGAAA